CUGCAAAGUUUAGUGCCACCACGUGCCACGCAAAAACCCUCUGCCACACUCUGAGUGAGUAUUUGUAUCAGUGUUCUUUGUAAAAUUAUGUUUUGUAGUGGUUCUAGGCCUUGCUGUUUUAUUACUGGAGCUAGCCGUGGGUUUGGAAGAUCUGCGGCAAUCGCAUUAGCACAGCAAUUCUCUGAUUCUGGAACCGAAGGAAAUUUUAUCCUCGUCUCGCGUUCCGGUGAUGGGCUCGAAGAAACAAAGAAAAGAAUCGUGGAUGUCUGUGUUAGUGCGAAAGUUCAUGUUAUGGUUGCCGAUCUUGGAGAGAUGAGCACCUUAGAGGAUUCCAUAAAAGCUGCAUUGUGUAAGGUUGAAUUGUCCAAAGUUACACAUGCCUUUCUCCUGAAUAAUGCAGGGUCACUUGGAGAUGUGUCAAAAUGUUUCAAGGACGUCUCCCAGAAGGUUGAUGCCCUGGCAGAUUACUUCAACCUGAAUCUAAACUCUCCCUUAUUUCUUACUGGAAAGUUUCUUCAUCACUUCAAGGAUGCCUGCUGUACUGUAGUUAAUGUGUCAUCCCUCAUGGCUCUACAAUCUUUUCCAUAUUUUUCUUUGUAUUGCACCGGCAAAGCUGCUCGAGAUAUGAUGUGUCAAGUUCUGGCUAAAGAGGAG
Molecule: messenger RNA, 654 nt
Organism: Pocillopora damicornis (cauliflower coral)
Lineage: Eukaryota; Metazoa; Cnidaria; Anthozoa; Scleractinia; Pocilloporidae
Product: sepiapterin reductase
Biological process (GO): tetrahydrobiopterin biosynthetic process
Molecular function (GO): sepiapterin reductase (NADP+) activity
Source: RefSeq, a predicted model, not a curated record